This is a messenger RNA of Zingiber officinale, 1909 nucleotides long. RefSeq lists its product as uncharacterized. The coding region runs from base 81 to 1718 and encodes 545 amino acids. Gene Ontology annotation, cellular component: starch grain; chloroplast stroma. Gene Ontology annotation, molecular function: starch binding. The record is from RefSeq and is a predicted model, not a curated record. Lineage: Eukaryota; Viridiplantae; Streptophyta; Magnoliopsida; Zingiberales; Zingiberaceae. Gene Ontology annotation, biological process: regulation of starch metabolic process; starch metabolic process. The transcript is spliced from 4 exons.
AGAAAUGGCUUUUUAUUCGCAGCAUAAGAACCUCCACUUCUUCCCUCUCUCUCGACGCUUCAUCGUCCCCAAUCUUGCAGAUGUCGGUGCACUUUAGCAGCUCGCGCGCCCAGGCCAGCCUUGGCGCCCCACUCCUCCAUCCUCUGCGGCGAUGCCGGAGGCUCCGGUGCCUCGCCCAGGUGGGCGGCGACUCCUACCUCGGCAUGUGGAAGAAGGCCAUGGAUCGGGAGCGCGAGCGCCAGGUCGAGCAUUCGCUUGAAGUUCGCCGCCGCGACGGAAUCGAGGGAGUGGAUCCGGUUCCUUCUCUGGAGGACAAGACGAAACUCUUUAACGAGCUCCUCCAGGUGCCCGCCGAGGAGCGGGACCGGGUCCAGCGCCUCCAGGUCAUCGACCGCGCCGCCGCGGCCAUUGCCGCUGCUCGUUCACUCAUCAAGGAAGUCCCUCCCCCAAGCACUUCUGAAGUAAGGUCUACACCGGACAUCUCUGAUCUGUCGACUCAAGAAGUGCUGCAGGGUGGAUAUUCAUCUCUCAACAAAUCGGAUAUUAAACAAAAUGCAACUCCUGGCCCAGAUUUUUGGUCAUGGUCACCUCCAGACAGUAUAAGAGACCUGAAAUCUGCAAAGAAAACAAUCUCAAAACCAUAUGCAUCCAACAUAGUGAUUGAGAAAGAAAAGCCUAUGGAUUUUCUUGCAAUCCCCCUAGAGAGCACAUUACUAGAGGGCCUGCAUAAUCCCCCUCUUCCACCUCUUCAAUCCCUUGUUAUGGUUGAUAAAGUGGAAACAGAGACCACAGAAAACAUAAAAAUUGCAGAAGAGGAGAAAAAGCUUGAUAAUUUAUUCUCAAAUCAUGCUGCUGAGGCUGCUGAAGCUCUUAGUAAUAGUAAUGCGGCAUCAGAAUUUGGUGUCAAUCCAGAUGGCUCUAAAUGGUGGAGAGAAACUGGCAUAGAACAAAGACCUGAUGGAGUGGUUUGUAAAUGGACACUGACUCGUGGUGUAAGUGCUGAUGAAAUGAUUGAGUGGGAAGAUAAGUUCUGGGAGGCAGCUGAUCAAUACGAUUAUAAAGAGCUAGGCUCCGAGAAGUCUGGUCGUGAUGCAUUUGGUAAUGUUUGGCGUGAGUAUUGGAAGGAAUCAAUGUGCCAGGACAUGAUGAGCGGGCUUAUCCAUAUGGAGAAGACUGCUGACAAGUGGGGAAAGAAUGGGAAGGGUGAUGAAUGGCAUGAGAAGUGGUGGGAGCACUAUGACACUUCUGGGCAAACAGAGAAAUGGGCUCAUAAAUGGUGCAGUAUAGAUCCAACAACAACAUUAGAUGCUGGCCAUGCUCAUGUUUGGCAUGAAAGGUGGGGGGAGAAGUUUGAUGGCAAAGGUGGCAGCGUGAAAUACACCGACAAGUGGGCCGACAGAUCAGAAGGCGAUGGUAGGUGGUCAAAAUGGGGAGAUAAAUGGGAUGAACACUUUGAUGCAAAUGGCCAUGGCGUAAAGCAGGGUGAAACAUGGUGGGAAGGGCAGCACGGUGAGCGGUGGAAUCGCACAUGGGGCGAGGGGCACAAUGGCUCAGGAUGGGUGCACAAGUAUGGCAAGAGCAGCAGCGGCGAGCACUGGGACACACAUGUGCAGCAGGAGACAUGGUACGAGAGGCACCCCCAUUAUGGCUUUGAGCACUGCUGGGAGAACUCUGUGCAACUCCGGGCAGUUUGCCAACCACUUGUCGAUGCACAGUGAUUCGAUUGCUCCGGUAGUUGCAUAAAUUGAUGCCCAGUUGUGUUUUUGCUUGUCCCACUUCAUUCGAAUCAUGGGUACCUAGUUGUGUUUCAGUAUGCACUAGCAUAUGUAUGCAUACAUAUAUAAACAAGAGUUUGAUAGACUUCAACAUUAUGAAUUAGAGUUGUUGUUGACACAACUCGUUCAUUUCA